AUGAAUCAUAUCAUAUACAAUAAAAACAAAAUAAACCUCAUAAUUAGCCACUCUUUAAAAAGUAAUGAAUACAAAAAGAAACUUAUAGUGAAAGAUAUACUGAUACCCCCAAAGUCUAUAAAUCAAUCUAUCAAGUAUCAUAAAAUAUAUCUAUCAGGCAAAUCAUCAUCCACCACAAAAAGAAAAUUCAGAGAAAAAAAGCAGCUCUUAUAG
Messenger RNA from Acaulospora colombiana, 213 nucleotides. The record is from the annotation of a GenBank genome assembly. NCBI's taxonomy places the organism in Eukaryota, Fungi, Glomeromycota, Glomeromycetes, Diversisporales, Acaulosporaceae.